ACCUCGAGGACAGCGUUUUUCUUCAUCCAGAACUGGGAAACCUUGAAAUACGUGUUUUCCUUUUACCUCUUUUCUGUGGGUUAAACUUUUUCAAGUUUGUGCAAUCUUUUGCAUAAUUCGUGUUGCAGUAGCUAAUACUUUCUAAAAUGACACCCAGUGUACCUUACUUUGUCACUGUUGCUUAGGGGCUUUUUCCUAGUGCGUGCAAACAAAGAUAACGUAAUAACAAAUACUGCAUAUGGGGGGGGGUUUACCUGUAAUAAAGUUUUUGUAACUAAAAAUACCUUUAAGCUUUAUUUCCAUUUCUGUACUUGUGUUUACUUGGUCUGUAAUUGUAUGGUUUUGAUAGUUUGGUGGGUUAAAUGUAUUAUGCUGUUAACACUUACUUACAGCUAACUUGUAGUUUUUAACUUAGCUGUAGAAAAAUAAUUUCUCUGACUUUCCCAUCGUGAUGCAUUAUUCAUCUUUGUGUUAACAAGAGUGAUGAAAAUGUAGGCUUUGGGCAGGUUUAGGCUUGGUAAAUUACAGUUUACAGCUUUACCCGGUUUCUUCCUUGCAUGCUAAUAUCCAUGGCCUGGUCCACAGAUUCCUGCUCAUUUGGAUGGUCCUCAGUUGUGGAAGAAAUGAGCCGUCAGACUGCUACAGCACUACCUACAGGUACUUCAAAGUGUACGCCAUCCCAGAGGGUGCCUGCACUGACUGGCACUACAGCUUCCAAUAAUGACUUGGCUAGUCUCUUUGAGUGUCCUGUGUGUUUUGACUAUGUGCUGCCACCAAUUCUUCAGUGUCAGAGUGGCCAUCUUGUUUGUAGCAACUGUCGCCCCAAACUUACGUGCUGUCCAACUUGCCGAGGCCCGCUGGGCUCCAUUCGUAACCUGGCUAUGGAGAAAGUUGCCAAUUCUGUACUAUUCCCCUGUAAAUAUGCCUCUUCCGGAUGUGAGAUAACUUUGCCACACACAGAAAAAGCAGACCAUGAGGAGCUGUGUGAGUUUAGGCCUUACUCCUGUCCAUGUCCUGGUGCUUCAUGUAAAUGGCAAGGUUCUCUGGAUGCUGUAAUGCCACAUCUGAUGCAUCAACAUAAGUCAAUUACAACACUUCAGGGAGAAGAUAUAGUGUUCCUGGCUACAGACAUUAAUCUUCCUGGUGCUGUUGACUGGGUUAUGAUGCAGUCUUGUUUUGGCUUUCAUUUCAUGUUAGUAUUGGAGAAACAGGAAAAAUAUGAUGGUCACCAGCAGUUCUUUGCAAUUGUACAGCUGAUAGGAACACGCAAGCAAGCAGAAAACUUUGCUUAUCGACUUGAGUUAAAUGGUCAUAGGCGGCGAUUGACUUGGGAAGCAACUCCUCGAUCUAUUCAUGAGGGAAUUGCAACAGCCAUUAUGAAUAGUGACUGUCUAGUCUUUGACACCAGCAUUGCACAGCUCUUUGCAGAAAAUGGCAAUUUAGGCAUCAAUGUAACUAUAUCCAUGUGUUGAAAUGGCAAUCAAACCUCUUCAGGCCAGUGUUUAAAACCGUUGUGUUUAAUUUAGCAGAAACUAGGGUAACCAUCUUUGACGGUCAGACAAAUUAUGUGGUAGAUGGAGGGUAGACAUAUAUGAAGGUAAAUAAAAGGAAAGGCUGUUAAAUUACAGGAAGCAGUUGCAUGUAGUAAUACUAAUAUAUUUAAAAGAAGUCAACAGUAAACCACUGAAAAUAUAUAUACCCCCAAGAUGGGCAUCUUUUGUAUUAAGAAUUGAUUCUACAGGAUAUGUUGUAAAAUAAUUCUAAAAACUUGUUUGUAGAUUGAUUGUACUGUUGAAAAGGAUACUGUUUCGUGUUUUUGUUUGUGUUUUUUUCCUCCCCCCUUUGACUGACAAGCCAUGUUGAGCGGUCUGGUCUCUGGCCACUGCUUCCCCUCCUCCCCGCCCCC
This is a messenger RNA of Athene cunicularia (burrowing owl), 1906 nucleotides long. RefSeq names its product siah E3 ubiquitin protein ligase 1 (gene SIAH1). Bases 558 to 1472 code for a protein of 304 amino acids. The record is from RefSeq and is a predicted model, not a curated record. The transcript is spliced from 2 exons. Gene Ontology annotation, biological process: multicellular organism development; proteasome-mediated ubiquitin-dependent protein catabolic process. Gene Ontology annotation, molecular function: zinc ion binding; ubiquitin protein ligase activity; ubiquitin conjugating enzyme binding. Gene Ontology annotation, cellular component: cytoplasm. Lineage: Eukaryota; Metazoa; Chordata; Aves; Strigiformes; Strigidae.